Messenger RNA from Amoebophrya sp. A120, 390 nucleotides. The record is from the annotation of a GenBank genome assembly. Lineage: Eukaryota; Dinophyceae; Syndiniales; Amoebophryaceae.
AUGAUUUGGGUUCACACUUUGUGGACGGAGUCGUCGCCGGUUCACGUCGCUAUUCGUUACAUUGUCGACAACUGUAGAAGUCCCAGCCCCUGUCGCACGACAGUGGACUUCGAGAACAAGAAACAAGAUAACGGAAAGCGAGGGAGCGCGCGCGGCGAAGUCCAUCUUUUUUUCUCUAGGAGAGGCACUUUAAUAUCAAUACUUCACAACACCCGGGUGCCACUCACGCACCUAGAAGUCAAGAACCAUAUUACUCGCCACAGCCUUUCGCUCGCGGCUUGUGUGAUCAAUAAAGUAAAAUAAAAAAUGCGAAAGGGACCACCACAUGGAGUAGAAUUAUGGCCUUGAAAAAACUCGACGUUGCUUUUUGUUGCUGUCAAGAAAAUAAAA